AUGAAAAUAUACCUGAAGCGCAGACACAAGGCACACCGGAGCAACAUAACCCAAGAAGACCACUCAACCCACCUGAAGAUACCUGAAAUUACAGGGCCGAGAAAUGCUGCUCCGCAACAGCUACAGACCCAACAGGCAGAUCGCCCCCCCCCCUCCGACAACUGGGCACAGAGUCCCGCAUGGCUCGGCUGGAAUACAGAAACCCUGGACAUACACAGCGGGCACCAGCGGCAUACAAAACCAGCCUGGGCAUCCAGACCUGCUGGGGACGCUUUACUGCCCACCAAGACACUCCUGGUGCUUUCCAGAUAUGGGAAUCGGGUGACGGAUAACUCCUUGACUGGCAUGGGCCUGAUGACUGUUAUUCAAGCUUUAUAA
Molecule: messenger RNA, 378 nt
Organism: Pelobates cultripes (western spadefoot toad)
Lineage: Eukaryota; Metazoa; Chordata; Amphibia; Anura; Pelobatidae
Source: the annotation of a GenBank genome assembly